AUGCAAUCCAAGGCACACUUAUUACUGGAAAGAGAAUAUGCUAAACUUCAAGAAACUAGACUUUUUGGCAUUACUGUGUCCCCCGUCAAAGACGAUCUGUUAGAAUGGGUGGCCACAGUUCAGGGAUUGAAGGAUUCACUCUGGGAAGGUGCUGUCCUUCAGGUUUCUCUGAAGUAUACAGAAGAUUACAACUCAAUCCCUCCAACUGUUACUUUCAAUACAAUUCCAUUUCAUCCCAAUGUGGACUCAGUCACAGGCAGGCCAUGUAUAGACUUUCUUGAUAAUCCCAGGAAAUGGGAAGAAGAUUUUUCCUUGACAACCAUCCUGCUUACCAUUCAGGUGAUGUUGUCCAAUCCCGUGCUGGAAAAUGCAGUCAAUGUGGACGCUGCGGAGAUGCUGAGGGAAAACCCAGCGUGUUAUCGAGAAAUGAUUUUGGAAUGUGUCAGAACCAGCAGGCAGCUGAAUGAAACUGGAAUUAAGUUAGAAGUUGAGAGUUUUCCUGUGACCCGUUUUGAAGACCACAUUUCCACACUACCUUGCGGGAAGCCACUAACAAUAAAAAGGAUUGCUUUUGAUGACUAUCAUAAGACCUGGUGCGAAAUCGCCACAACAAAAGCAACUGAGAGCCGCAAAGAUCCAAUGCCAGUGCCCUAUCCUCAUCUCAAAGCAUUGUAUGAUGGACUGAAAAAGGAGGAUUUACGGGAAGAGAUUGAAGAACAGAAUAAAGAGUUCAAUUACAUAAUGUAUGGAGCAUUUAAGAAAGGAAGGAACGCUCGAGUGACAUUGGACGAAAAACUUGCACGAAUCAACCGCAUGAAAAAUUGCUACAUUAUGGAUAAACCCUUAGAAGCUUCAACUUCAGUAACCCAGGAUCUGCCACCAAGAACCAAGUCAGUGCAACCCAACAGCAAUACACAAGAUGAGGAAAUGUGGGACAAGGAAGUGGACAGUUUAGUUGGUUGGACAGCUCAGCUCAAUUUAGAUGAGCUGGAAGGUGAUUAA
Hemiscyllium ocellatum (epaulette shark) is the source of this 1002-nucleotide messenger RNA. RefSeq names its product ubiquitin-conjugating enzyme E2 U-like. Lineage: Eukaryota; Metazoa; Chordata; Chondrichthyes; Orectolobiformes; Hemiscylliidae. The record is from RefSeq and is a predicted model, not a curated record. The coding region runs from base 1 to 1002 and encodes 333 amino acids. The transcript is spliced from 10 exons.